Molecule: messenger RNA, 1423 nt
Organism: Hydra vulgaris (swiftwater hydra)
Lineage: Eukaryota; Metazoa; Cnidaria; Hydrozoa; Anthoathecata; Hydridae
Source: RefSeq, a predicted model, not a curated record
AAGAGUUGUUUUGAUUUCAAAUCUGCCAUUAUGGAGGACAACUAAGUUAGCGGAACUAAUAUAUUAAUUAUAAUAUUCAUAGUUUUUUCAAAAAAUAUAAUAUUUUAUAAAAUUUAAUGUAUAACCAGAAUAAGAAAAUAUAAAUCCUGAUCUGAUUUAUUUAGUUAUUAUCCUUUUUUUAUUUUAAAUUAAAGUUUAAUAUAUAAAUAUGCAAAUAUUGUAAUAAUAAAAUUAUAAUAUGGUCAACUUUUGUGCUGUAUUUGGAUGUUCAAAUCGUGAAAAGGGAAAAUCUUUUUUUCGUUUACCAAAAGUAGCUUGCAAUCAAGGCGAUGAUGGUAAGAUUUUAUCAAAAGAACGUAGACAAAAAUGAAUAAAUGCCAUAAACAGAGUUGGUAACUAUCCUGAUAUCCUCCACACUCGAAUUUGCAGUGAUCAUUUUAUUACAGGAAAACCUGCUUCUCUUUUCUCACAGAAUGAUCCUGAUUGGGUUCCAUCCUUAAAUAUGGGGCACAAAAAGUUUAAGUUUGAGAAACCUAGAGAAAGAUACUUACGACACAAAAAUCGUUCAUUGUUAACAAGUCGAAAUGAUUCUAUGUCUUGUAGAAACAGCAUCACUAAUUUAAACCCUUCUGAAAAUUCAAUCGUAGAUUUUUAAAUAGAGAAUUUUGAAAGUAGUGAUUCAAUUGUUUCAGAAAGUGUUACAAUAGAUUGUAAAAACUUAGUAGAUGCGAGUGUUCAAACUGAUAUGACUGUCAAAAAUAUCAAUCAAAUAGAAACUGAGUUUAUAUAUAAAAACAAACUUAAUCAUGAUUUGCGUGCAAAUUUAGUCAAACUCCAUGUGGGAACUAUUGAAUGGCUUGAUACCGAUUCAAAAGUAACAUUUUACACUGGAUUGCCAAAUUUGAAAACUUUAUGUUGUUUAUUUAACUUCUUAAAGCCUCUUAUAACUGAAAAUGAGAACUCAGUUUUAUUGUACUUUGAAGAAUUUUCUUUGACGCUUAUGAAAUUGCGUUUAAAUCUAUCUAUUAGAGACCUUGCUUAUAGAUUUGAAACUUCAAAAUCGACCUCAUCAAAAGUAUUUUUAAGAUGGAUUGACAUUAUGUAUUUCAGAAUGAAACAUUUAAUUAAAUGGCCUGCUCGCAAUGAGCUUAUAGAAACUAUGCCUUUAUGCUUUAGAAAAUAUUUUGAAACAAAAGUGGUUGGAUUGUUACGUAACAAAUAUAAAGUUCUGCAAAGUAUUAUGCCAUUAGAUUACUUAUAUACUAAAGAUUCUGGAUUAUGCACAAUAGACAAAAUUGUUAUUGUUUGUUCUUCUUUGAUAAAUAUAUGUGAUUCAAUUAUUCCUGUGGAAUAAUUUUUAAAAAUUUAACAGGAUUGAAUAAUUAAUUGAAACUAGAUCUUAUAAACAAAAAUAAAUAUUAUC